Molecule: messenger RNA, 1946 nt
Organism: Chenopodium quinoa (quinoa)
Lineage: Eukaryota; Viridiplantae; Streptophyta; Magnoliopsida; Caryophyllales; Amaranthaceae
Product: pentatricopeptide repeat-containing protein At4g16835, mitochondrial-like
Exons: 5
Coding region: 250-501 (83 amino acids)
Biological process (GO): RNA modification
Molecular function (GO): protein binding; RNA binding
Source: RefSeq, a predicted model, not a curated record
GUCAAUCCUCUUUCUUUCUCUUUCAUUUCCUCGAUCUUUCUUCCUCUCUCAUCUGCCUCUCUCUCCUCCAUUGAAGCGUACUCGAAAUUCUCAAUUGAAGGGGCUUCUGAGCUUUCUCUCAGCACUUUCCUCAAAAUUACGAAUUCAGUUUUCACUUACACACUGCGCUAUUCUAUCUCCCAAUUUUCCAUUGAAGCGCACUCCACGUUCUCCAUUGAGGCGCCCUUCUGAGAUUUCUAUCCUCCAUUGAUGCAGCUUCUGAGAAGGGCACCUCAAUGGAGAAUGUGGAAUGCGCUUUCAUCAUUCAUGGUCUUCGCAUUGAUAAGUUGGAAUUUGAUGGCAGUUGCUAUGCUUGUCAAGAGACAUGCUGAUGGAUUGCUACCUACUGAUGACUACAACAUUGAGCUUGAGGAUCAAAGAGGGCAGAAGCUUAAUAUGGGUUCUGACAGAUCAAAGGGAAAUAAUGAUGGGUCUUUGCUGCAUACAAAGGGAAGAAGCUAAUGAGAGCACAGCAAUACAAAGAGGCAUUACAGGCGCUUGAAAUGGGAGAGGUUAUAGUUAAUAAGAAAUUAUUUUAUCAGACAUUCGAUUUUUUGUGUAACUCUUUUUUGAAUAUGAUGUUCUUAACACGAGAUCCAUUUUGUUAAUCAGAAAGCCUUUUCUCUCUGUGACUCGAAACUCAUAGAGGUAUUAGUCAUUCCUUUUCUCCCCGGGUUUUUAAAUCUUGCUUUGAAGUGGUAUCUUACCGAGAUUUAUUCUGCAUAUCUGAGAGUAUCUGGUUAUCUGCUUUCUUCUUUCUGUGUGUUGCAGUUAAAUAUGUGCAUGCUUAUUUAGUGGUUUAUAUUCACAGUGUAUUGACAUUGUUCCAAUCCUUUAAAUUGACAUGGUGUGGACGUGUGGUGCUAUUUUAUGCUUCGGGACAUCAACUUGCUCACGUUGGCUGGUGAGCAUAUUACAAAAGCUAGAGUAGUUUAAUUGUAUAUUACUAUUGCUGUGUUGUUCAGUCAGCUGCAGGGUUGAUGAAACCUCCUAUGGGCUUUGUGAAAAUUAAUACGAAUGCUGGUAUUUUUAGCAGCAGGGAGGUUGGACUUGGGGUGGCAAUUAGGGACUCUUGUGGAAGCUGCUUGCUACGGCUGUGACAAAGAAGAGGGUUCUUUGUCUUAGUGUUAACGUCAUUUUGAUGCUUAUAAAUAAUCUGCAUUCGAUUUGUCUACUAGGUCAUGGAGGUGCUUAUGUCACUGCAAGGAUCCCAAAUGGAAGCUGAUGAUCCUACAACAAGUUACAUGCUACAAGUAAAGUUUGCUUCUUAAAGCACAUUUUAUUGCACUUGCUUCAUAGAAGACUCCUAAUGUAACUUUUGGGUGCUCGAUUACAUUUUUUUUUGGCUCAAAAACAGAACACACCAACAAAAACCUCUUUCUUUCUCUUAAUUUCAAAAGAAAAAAUGGAUGAAUAUAGGUGGCCUGGAAUUAUCAUGUGCCGGCAUUUGGAGGGUGGGAUUAUGAAGAAAAUGAUCUGCCUUAUACGCAGUGUAUACUAUUUUGUGAUGAGAUGUGAUUGGUACGUUUUGUUGAUAGGUAUGGUAAAUCAUUAAUCAUGCUGUUACUGUAGUCGGGUAUGGGACUGAUUAUUGGGUGUUGAAGAAUUCGUGGGGUGAAAGUUGGGGAGAAAAUGGUUAUAUGAGGAUCAUUAGAGGUCAAAACAAAUGUGGUAUUACUUCCUACGCUUCUUAUCCUAUAUGAUUUUAUCAAACCUUAGUUUGCACAAAGAAUGACCAGAUCAUGAGUUUUGGUCAGUUUGCCAAUGUUCUGAGGUCAUUUUUUCUGUUGGUGUUUUAUCAGGUUGUUUUUUUUUUUUUUUUUGUUUCACCUUAUGUGAUGACGUGAUAGCUUUGUACAAAUAGUGCUCUUUUCCUGAGAAAUAUCUUUAUUAGUGAAACUUAAUUC